CUCCUGCUUUUUCAUCGUAGCUUCUCCUCGAAGUUUGAUGGAAAAAACGCUCUUGAUUUUUUUGUGGACUUUGACUGCAAGGUUUAACCCCGAGGAGUCAAUGUAGCGCAAGCGUCCCGCCUGCAUGCGCGCUAGUCUCAUCAACUGCGCCAAUUUCAAGUUAUCGGCGCUUCAUCAAAAGAAACUUAAGGCAAAUAUUGGUGAUUAAGUUAAAAAAGAAAACAAGUUUAAUGUGGAUUUUUUUUGGACACCAUCGUGGACUAGUCUACUGGAUUUGGAUCGAGAGUUGCUUGCUGAGGCGGCUGCGCAAAAUGGGCUGCCCAACUCCCGCAGGAUGCUGUGAAGUAAAGGACCAUCAUGUUGCCUUUGGCAAAUAGACACUUUUUACACGUGAUAUAUAUAUUUUUUAAACCAUAACAGCCAAAGUUUCUGCGUGUUUUCCAGCAAAGGAGAAAACACCUGAAGCACCUGUGUGGACAAAAGUAAUAGGGAAAGCCGCGAGGUUGGGCUAAAUUGUCACUUUUGACAUUCAAGAUAUUUCUGGUCUUUUUUUAUUUGAUUUAAAACAUUUUUUAGAGGACAGGCAUUACAAAGAAGCAACUUAGCGUAGUGAAGCGGAAAGGAGAUGACUACCAGCACUGCUCUUGUGCUCCUCAUUCUCUCUCUAACAAGCAGCUGGGCAGAGAAUGCAGAGGAGCGCCUGGUAAACUACCUUUUAGGUCCAGAGCACUACAAUAAACUAAUCAGACCUGCUGUCAAUAAGAGCCAGCAGGUCACCGUCUCCAUACAGGUGUCUUUGUCUCAGCUCAUCAGUGUGAAUGAGAGAGAACAGAUAAUGACGACCAACCUGUGGCUGUUUCAGGAAUGGAAUGACUACAGGUUGAGAUGGGAUCCUGAGAAAUAUGAAGGCAUCAAGAAAUUGCGAAUACCCUCCAAACUUAUCUGGCUUCCUGAUAUAGUGCUCUAUAACAAUGCUGACGGUGUGUACGAGGUUUCCUUCUAUUGCAAUGCUGUGGUCUCAAGCACCGGGGACAUCUUCUGGCUCCCUCCAGCAAUCUACAAGUCAGCCUGUGCCAUCGAGGUGCAGAACUUCCCCUUUGACCAGCAGAACUGCACUCUCAAGUUCCGCUCUUGGACCUACGACCACACAGAAGUAGAUCUUAUCCUCACCAGUGAUUUCGCCAGCCGUGACGACUUUACUCCAAGUGGAGAGUGGGACAUCGUCUCGCUCCCAGCACGCAAAAACGAGGACCCCAACGACAUAACCUAUCUGGACAUCACCUAUGAUUUUGUCAUCAAGAGGAAGCCUCUUUUCUAUACCAUCAAUCUGAUUAUCCCCUGUGUGCUGAUCACAUCAUUAGCUAUCCUGGUGUUCUACCUGCCGUCAGACUGUGGGGAGAAAAUGACGCUUUGCAUCUCAGUGCUGCUGGCACUCACUGUGUUCCUGCUGCUCAUAUCAAAGAUAGUGCCACCUACCUCUCUAGCAGUGCCACUCAUAGGUAAAUACUUAAUGUUCACCAUGGUGCUGGUCACGUUCUCGAUUGUAAGCACCGUCUGCGUCCUCAACGUGCACCAUCGCUCACCGUCCACUCACUACAUGCCUGACUGGGUCAAACGGCUCUUCUUAGUCCGUCUACCUACCUUCCUCCUCAUGAGGCGUCCAGGCUCUUCCAAUGUUCGUGAUAAACUGCGCCGGAAAUACACCAGUCGGAGUAUUGUCUGUAAAAAUAACACCCAAAGCAGCACAAACAAAAAGCAGUACUCAAACAUCAGACUCUGUGGGAUCAGAACCGACGCCGACGCUUUCUACGUGAAUGAGGAUUUGGCGCAGCGGUGUUGCUGGACGGCUGGUGACAUCCCGGAUGGUGGUGGUGGCUUUUCAGACUUCCAGAGGCCUUUGGCCAAUCAGUUAGAUGCAGAUCUGGAGGAGGCAGUGGAUGGAGUGAGAUACAUAGCUGAGCACAUGAAGACAGAAGACGAUGAUGAAGGGAUCAUAGAAGACUGGAAGUACGUAGCAAUGGUGAUAGACCGUCUGUUUCUGUGGAUCUUCAUCUUGGUGUGUGUGGUGGGAACUCUGGGACUCUUCAUGCAGCCACUGUUCCAGAGCUAUAACACGCCCACUGCUGAUGAGACAGAAUAUGGAGAUUUCUAGGUUUUCUGUGACUGCAACUUUGAGAAGCAUUACAAUGUCUGGCUGUGAUCUACUCCUAAUGAUUAAAUCUGACACAUAACCAUCCGGUGAUGAACUUCAAAUGAACAUGGAAUCAAACCAGUUGCUUAACGUUUGCCUGUGCGUUUCCCCACCUUCAUCGAAGAAACUCUACCCCUCAAAGUCGAGCAGUUUCUGCCAAGAUGAUGAAGACAGUGCCUGUGGACAGUUGUUCCAGAAAAUUGUACAAUGUAAAAAACACAAAGGUGAUGAAAAUGAUAGAUGAUUUGCAGUCCCUGUUUCAUUUUGGACUGACUGCACUGCUGAUGAAAGUGUUUAAGGUUUUAACUGUGACUGUUUUUCUCCCAUGUUGCUGCUCCAAUGAGGCCUCUCCUCUCCAGCAUCGCUGAUAUGAAAAUUGUAUGAACAUUUAUAACAGUGGUACAAAAGCGGAACAUAAUUUCUUUUUUCUCUACAUCAGCCUUUACUGUAAUAGGAAGAGGAUUUUGUUCUGCCCACCUUUUGUCUUUGUGGAAGUAUUAACGCACCAUUUCUCUUUCUGUCUUUUUCCUGUUCCACUUCAGAGCACUGUGUUUCAUUUCCACAAUCCACCUCCCAAGUAACGUUGUAACUCUAAUGCAGUGUCUUAUUUUGAGAAAUGUGUGUUCUGCUCUUGGUUUCUCUCAUUGUGUUUUUUCUCACAUGCUUGUGUAUUCUCUUCUUGUCUGUCUUUCUAUUCCACAAUCACAAGGCCUGACAGAGUUUGAGAAAUAUUGAUAGAAGUCUUGAAAAUAUGGAUGAAAUUUCAAAUAGAUGUGACAGAUGGAGCGAGUGCUGUACACAUCACGCAUUUUAUUUCAUAUGAAAAGACAACAUUAAUUCUAGUUGUGUGUCUGUUUCCCUGUCCAACAGCUCAUUUCCACCCUUCACUUUUUAACUGCCUUAAACCUUUGUUGGACACCAGAAGAUUAAAAACCUGUA
Molecule: messenger RNA, 3130 nt
Organism: Maylandia zebra (zebra mbuna)
Lineage: Eukaryota; Metazoa; Chordata; Actinopteri; Cichliformes; Cichlidae
Product: neuronal acetylcholine receptor subunit beta-2
Biological process (GO): monoatomic ion transmembrane transport
Cellular component (GO): postsynaptic membrane
Molecular function (GO): acetylcholine-gated monoatomic cation-selective channel activity; transmembrane signaling receptor activity
Source: RefSeq, a predicted model, not a curated record